AUGGCGCUGACCAACUUUUUGCCUGCUCCAACUCAGCUUUCUCAGGACCAGCUGGAGACUGAGGAAAGGGCAAGAUCACUGAGAUCAAGGCAGACUGCACUGGUCUCAUCAGGAAGAGAACCUCCCCCUUACGGGUAUCGGAAAGGUUGGAUACCUCAUUUGUUAGAAGAUUUUGGGGAUGGAGGGGCCUUUCCAGAAAUACAUGUGGCCCAAUACCCACUGGAUAUGGGAAGAAAGAAGAAAAUGUCCAAUGCCUUGGCCAUUCAGGUGGAUGCAGAGGGAAACAUUAAAUACGAUGCAAUUGCUCAACAGGGACAGUCAAAGGACAAGGUCAUUUACAGCAAGUACUCUGACCUGCUUCCCAAAGAAGUUAGGAAUGCAGAUGACCCUGACCUGCAAAGACCUGAUGAGGAAGCCAUUAAAGAGAUUGCAGAAAAGACACAGCUAGCCCUAGAGAAAACCGUCUCUCAGAAGGUUGCUGCUGCUCUGCUGGUUCGAGCUGCCCAUAAACCAGCUCCAGCUCAGUAUAUCCGCUACACACCAUCUCAGCAAGGAGGAGCUUUCAAUUCCGGAGCUAAGCAAAGACUUAUUCGAAUGGUGGAAAUGCAAACAGAUCCCAUGGACCCUCCAAGAUUCAGAAUCAAUAAGAAAAUUCCUCGUGGGCCUCCUUCUCCUCCUGCACCUGUCAUGCAUUCUCCUAGCCGACCAAUCACCUUCAAAGAGCAGCAAGAGUGGAAAAUUCCGCCUUGUAUUUCAAACUGGAAAAAUGCAAAGGGCUACACUAUUCCACUAGACAAACGGCUGGCUGCUGACGGCAGAGGCCUGCAGACAGCUCGCUUAAAUGAAAACUUCGCCAAACUGGCUGAAGCUCUCUACAUUGCAGAUAGAAAGGCUCGGGAGGCAGUGGAGAUGCGGACUCAAGUGGAGAGGAAGAUGGCCCAAAAGGAGAAGGAGAAACAAGAAGAGAAGCUUCGAGAAAUGGCCCAGAAAGCUCGGGAGACAAGAGCUGCAAUCAGGAGCCAUGAAGAAAGAGAGCAUGGGGAGGCUCGGGAACGAGAUGAAAUAAGACACAAUCGUCGCAAAGACAGACAACGUGACAGGAAUCUUUCCAGAGCAGCUCCGGAGAAGAGGUCCAAAGGACAGAGAAAGGAGGAUCGAGAUAUCAGUGACGUCAUUGCCCUAGGGGUGCCCAAUCCUCGGACUGCUGAUGACCUUCAGUAUGACCAGAGGCUGUUCAACCAGACUAAGGGUAUGGAUAGUGGAUUUGCUGGUGGAGAAGAUGACAUUUAUAAUGUUUAUGAUCAACCAUGGAGAAGUGCCAAAGGCAUGGCCCAAAAUCUCUACAGACCCAGUAAAAAUCUGGACAAAGACAUGUAUGCUGAUGACCUAGAGACCCGAAUAAAGACCAAUAGGUUUGCUCCCCAUAAGGAGUUCUCUGGCUCAGAUCGUAGGCAGCCAGGCCGAGAAGGACCAAUUCCAUUUGAGGAAGAUCCCUUUGGUCUGGACAAGUUUUUGAAAGAGGCCAAACAACACACAGGGUCUAAAAGACCUUCAGAUGGGAGCCCCCUCAAACAACAUGAACACGAAGGCAGGAAGAGGAGGAAGGAGUAG
Trichosurus vulpecula (common brushtail) is the source of this 1611-nucleotide messenger RNA. RefSeq names its product SNW domain-containing protein 1-like. The transcript has a single exon. Gene Ontology annotation, cellular component: spliceosomal complex. Bases 1 to 1611 code for a protein of 536 amino acids. NCBI's taxonomy places the organism in Eukaryota, Metazoa, Chordata, Mammalia, Diprotodontia, Phalangeridae. Gene Ontology annotation, biological process: mRNA splicing, via spliceosome. The record is from RefSeq and is a predicted model, not a curated record.